GCAUGAGCUUUCAAGAGCUUUUGCAAUGGUGGACAAUGAGAGGAGCCACUUGCAAACACACGAGUCCGAGUGUCGGGCGAUGCAACGCCAGCUGUUGGCCUGCCUCAAGGAGAAGGAGGAGCUCCUGAGCCGCAUCAAAGCUGCAGAGGCCGACAAGCAGCACAAGGAGCAAGAGCAUGGAUCUCAAAGUGUUGUGAUGAUUGGAUGUUGGAAGAUUCCAGAGAAGAAUGUGCGGGUGUCGGUGUCAUGGCCAAUGUCAGGCUCGACUCUGUUCGCAACGAAAACACGAGCAUGUGCAAGCCUUAUUCACCUCCUGGUUUCCAUCACUUGCGUUGGAGCUGCCACGAGGCAGUCGCAGUUGGAGGCCUUCAAGUCAGAGAAGCCGCUUGGCAGAGCAAUUGGCUCCUGGCUGCUAAGCUAUUGCACCCUUGCUACACUUUGGACAUUGCAGAUAAGUGAAGGUGCCUGCCAUGGUGCAAGAAACAAAGCGAGGUUGGCCAUCCUUGCACACCUGAACGUUGCCAAGCAGCAGCGGCAGGCCGAAUCGUUCCACACGCUGCUGACAUUGUUCACAUGCUGA
Symbiodinium natans is the source of this 580-nucleotide messenger RNA. The record is from the annotation of a GenBank genome assembly. NCBI's taxonomy places the organism in Eukaryota, Dinophyceae, Suessiales, Symbiodiniaceae.